Messenger RNA from Aethalodelphis obliquidens (Pacific white-sided dolphin), 2588 nucleotides. It is a transcript of the gene SERPINF2, whose product is annotated as serpin family F member 2. The coding region runs from base 242 to 1918 and encodes 558 amino acids. Lineage: Eukaryota; Metazoa; Chordata; Mammalia; Artiodactyla; Delphinidae. Gene Ontology annotation, molecular function: serine-type endopeptidase inhibitor activity. Gene Ontology annotation, biological process: negative regulation of fibrinolysis; negative regulation of endopeptidase activity. The transcript has 10 exons. The record is from RefSeq and is a predicted model, not a curated record.
CUUGGGCAGGUCACACAGCUUCUCUGUGCCUGACUAAGACAGGGAUAACCUCUCACUUCAUGGGGUCACUGGAAGGCCCCUGUCCUUCCUGGAUCUGCCCUCCGGCUGACGACAGCCUCAUCGACCGUCUCCUGAACCUCCUUUCUCCGGGCUUAAGUGGGACCCACAUCUACGGGGGUUCCAGGUAGCUGUCCCAGUAUUAGAUGCCUUGGCGGGAAAAGGGUUUUUGGUCCUAAUAUCAAUGUUUAACCGGAUGUGCAGGUCAAUGUUUACCAGAAGAGAAAGCAAUUGGAACAGGGGUUGGCUGAGAGCAAAGGUCCUGGUGGCAGGGGAGGGCUCAGCCGGGCUGGCUGGAACCCGGGCACAGCGUGGGGAGCACCCAAGUGGGGCCAGAGGGACAUCGUGUGCAGCGGUGAGGAGCCUGCCGAGGAACAUGGCGCUGCUCUGGCUGCCUGAGCUUGUCCUUGUGCUCAGCUUGUCCUGCCUGCAAAGCCCCUGCUCAGCGUUCUCUCCUGUGAGCACCAUGGAGCCCUUGGGCCUGCAGCUGAUGAGUGGGCAGACCCAGCAGAAGCUACCCCCACUUUCCCUCCUCAAGUUGGGCAACCAGGAGCCUGGUGGCCAGACUGCCCCAAAGAAGGCCCCAGGAGACUGCGAGGGGUCCCCAAACCCGGAGCAGACCCGCAGGCUGGCCCAGGCCAUGAUGGCCUUCACCAGAGACCUCUUCUCCCUGGUGGCCCAAAACUCCACCAGGCCCAACCUGAUCCUGUCGCCUCUGAGUGUGGCCCUGGCACUGUCUCACCUGGCACUAGGUGCUCAGAACCAAACGCUGCAGAGGCUGCAGCAGGUGCUGCACGUGGACUCAGGGCCCUGCCUCCCCCACCUGCUCAGCCGCCUCUGCCAGGACCUGGGCCCUGGGGCUUUCCGAUUGGCUGCCAGAAUGUACCUGCAGAAAGGAUUUCCCAUCAGAAAGGACUUCUUGGAACAAUCAGAACAGCUCUUUGGUGCAAAGCCCAUGAGCCUGACGGGAAGGAAGAGGGAUGACCUGGCAAACAUCAACCAAUGGGUGAAGGAGGCCACAGAGGGGAAGAUUGAGGAUUUCCUCUCAGAUCUGCCAGAUGACACAGUGUUGCUUCUCCUCAAUGCCAUCCACUUCCAGGGCUUCUGGAGGAGGAAGUUCGACCCGAAUCUCACGCGGAGAGACACUUUCCACCUGGACGAGCAGUUCACGGUGCCGGUGGACAUGAUGCAAGCCCGCACGUACCCGCUGCGCUGGUUUCUGCUGGAGCAGCCUGAGAUCCAGGUGGCUCAUUUCCCCUUUAAGAACAACAUGAGCUUCGUGGUCGUCGUGCCCACCCGUUUCGAGUGGAACGCGUCCCAGGUGCUGGCUAGCCUGAGCUGGGGCGUGCUGCACCAGCCCUUGCUGCGGGAGAGGCCCACCACGGUCCAGCUGCCUAAGCUGCACCUGAAAUACCAAAUGGACCUGGUGGCCAUCCUCAGCCAGCUGGGCCUGCAGGAACUGUUCCAGGCCCCGGACCUGCGCGGGAUCUCAGACCAGAGCCUGGUGGUGUCCAGCGUGCAGCAUCAGUCCACGCUGGAGCUCAGAGAGGCCGGCGUGGAGGCGGCCGCGACAACCAGCACGGCCAUGUCCCGCAUGUCCCUCUCCUCCUUCAGCGUGAACCGCCCCUUCCUCUUCUUCAUCCUCGAGGACAGCACGAGCCUGCCCCUCUUUGUGGGCAGCGUGAGGAACCCCAAUCCUGGCGCGCAGCCGGAGCUCAAGGAGCAGCAGGACUCCCCUGACAACAGGGACUUUUUCCAGCACCAGAAAGGCUUCCCCCGCGGAGACAAGCCGUUCGGCCCUGACUUAAAACUUGCGCCCCCCUCGGAGGAGGAUUACCCCCAACCUAGCAGCCCCAAGUGAGGGCUGUGGCCGCCAGCAGCCCUGAGCCCCGGUUGGACCAGCCUCUCAACUCAUUUGACUCUUUCCAAACAGCUUUGUGGGAUUGCGGGCGGGGGCCUGGGGCGCAGUCUGGCAGAGGGGAGGAGGGGAGCCAGUCUCUCUUCUCCUCUUGGGGAGUUUGGGGAGGGGCGGCGCUGGGAGGAGGGCAGGCAUCGGGGAACCAUGGGCCUUGAUCCAAAGGGGUUCAGAGGGUGUCCUCGUCUGGGGCUUGGGCGGAAGGGCAGCUGUGGAUUCAUUUUUGUCAGGAAGGUAGGUAGGUUAUUCCCUAAGUUGGCUGGGUCGCCUCCUCGCCUGUUUACCAGAGAGGGAGGGCCGGGGAGGGGGGGACACCUGGCUGGGGAGAUGGGGUGGCCCGGGGGUGCCAAGCACUGUUGUGGGAUUAAACAUGAGGGUGGAAGUCGAGCCUCUGCCCUGAGCUGCCCAAGGCCCAGCAGCCUCCAGACCACCCCGUGGCCUCAGUCUCCCCGCUGGUCCUCGGAGGUACCAACACUGCCAGGACUCCCCUUUUUUCCUCUCCCCUCUGUCCCCCCUGCCCGGCGUCUCAGUGGCUGAGGGGUGGGGGGCGUUAGCUCCCGAAGGCUCUUUUGUAAAGUUUUUGUAGUGAUUUUUAUGCCAUCUGAAUAAAGAAUGA